AUGUCCGGUGCUUCAGUCGCCACUUGCAGCCCAACUCCAAACGCUGCUUUUUCGACAGCUCCACUAGCACCAGCACAAAAGGCCGUGGACGAAGCUCGCCAGCAACAAAGACGUGCUCGUCGACUGGCAGACAAGAAAGCCAAAACGGCCGAAAAAGUCGCGCACAAGCUGAUCAAGGCAAAUCGUUCACCCGAACAGAUUCAACUGGACAAGGCCGCGAAAAAGGUUGAGAGAAAGGCCAAGAGGAUUUUAAAGUUCGGUGCGAAUACGGGUUGUAUGGAAGAUUGUGGUGGUGGCAGUGCUGGCGGUGACUGUGGAGGUGGUGACCACGGAGGUGAUCACGGAGGUGGUGACUGCGGGAGCGGCGAUUUCAGCCAAGCCAUAGGCAAAAAGCAAACGUCUCCCACGACACACGCAAAGCCCGCAGGCAGAAGUGGUAGCACCGCCGAAAGAAGAAGGCACGCCGGUUCAUGCGCAAGAUUCAACAUAAACUUUUGCUCUAAAGUCCUCAAAUGCCAUCGCGAUCGCCCAGUGGUGCCCAGGAUCGGCGAGAAGAAGACUUCAGUCGCUGGCCCGGCGUGUCCGUCAACUCGGGCACAUUCGUAUCGGCCGCAGACCGCCCCAGAGACCCAGAGACUUGGGAAAGGUAUCGGGACCGACUUGGAAGGUGGAGAGAGCAUGCCAGGGCGAAGAGACGGCAGUCACGGGAUCCUCCUCCAGCCCUCACAUCGCCCAGUGCUCAGCCUCAUGGCCUACACCGGUACCGGUACUUUCGGUCGUGGUGCAGAUCGAAAUGCGCAAGGCCACCCUCCUUACCAUGCAAGAUUCGAUUGCCAUGUGCAGGUGUACGCACCGACAGUGAUCUACGUGAACGAGGCUGAGCGGUCUCCCAAGACGUCGCGAGCCGCGAGAGAGACCGAGUCAGACGCCUCGUUGACCUUGGACGUAUCAGAUACACAUCAUGCCCAGAUCGAGCCAAUAUCUGACGGGAAGAGAGCAACGACGCUCGUAUGGCUUAUUGGCCGGCUUCAGAGGAUACUCCGAAGAGUCUCCCUCCAAUACCCCCUAUGA
This is a messenger RNA of Plenodomus lingam JN3, 1071 nucleotides long. The record is from RefSeq and is a predicted model, not a curated record. Lineage: Eukaryota; Fungi; Ascomycota; Dothideomycetes; Pleosporales; Leptosphaeriaceae.